Cordyceps militaris CM01 is the source of this 270-nucleotide messenger RNA. RefSeq names its product mitochondrial import inner membrane translocase subunit tim8. The record is from RefSeq and is a predicted model, not a curated record. The transcript is spliced from 2 exons. Lineage: Eukaryota; Fungi; Ascomycota; Sordariomycetes; Hypocreales; Cordycipitaceae. The coding region runs from base 1 to 270 and encodes 89 amino acids.
AUGGAAAACUUUGAGUCCUCCUCCCUUUCGCGCCUCAACGAUGGCGACAAGGCAGAACUCCAGAAAUUUCUGGCCAACGAGCAACAACGCUCUUCAAUUCAGACAGAGACACACAAACUCACUCAGACAUGCUGGAAGAAGUGCGUUACUAGCAGCAUCAAGGAUUCGAAGCUUGACAGGACAGAAGAGACAUGCCUCGCCAACUGCGUCGACCGAUUCUUAGACCUCAACCAACUCACGAUCAAACAUCUCAACAAUAUGCGCUCCUAA